This is a messenger RNA of Acomys russatus (golden spiny mouse), 1077 nucleotides long. It is a transcript of the gene Ccdc172, whose product is annotated as coiled-coil domain containing 172. The transcript has 10 exons. NCBI's taxonomy places the organism in Eukaryota, Metazoa, Chordata, Mammalia, Rodentia, Muridae. The record is from RefSeq and is a predicted model, not a curated record. Gene Ontology annotation, cellular component: cytoplasm. The coding region runs from base 1 to 1077 and encodes 358 amino acids.
AUGAGCCUGGAGUCCUUGCUUCAGCACAUCCUCUUCACUGGGCAUCAGGCUGAGGAGAGCCGCCGAGCGAUGCGGGAAGUGAGGGCAGAAAUAACCAGAUGCCGCGGGAGAAUUAAGAAAGCAGCAGAGGAUCUGAAUGAGGAGAAACUCACGCUGGAAUCCAAGGUUCAGCAAUUUUCUGAAAAAUCUUUCCUCUUAGAGCUUUUGAAAACCCGUGAAAAUGCAUUAGAGAGACAGUGCAGUGAAGUUAUGAACCAAAGGGACACCCUGCUCCAAGCCUUCGAGGCUACAAAGAAAAAAGCGACAGAGGAAGAGGAAAAAUUUAUUAAGGAAAUUACAGACUUCAAUGACAAUUAUGAACUAAUUAAGAAAAGAGAUAUUUUGAUGAAUGAAGAUAUCAAAAUGGAAAUUGCUGACUUAGAAAACCAGGCAAAUGUUUUGAGAGGGGAAAUGAAGUCAAUGGAAUGUAACAGUGGCCAGUUACAGGAACUUCAAAAACUAAAAAGUGAACUGUUACAAGAAUUAUUUACUCUCCAGAAAAAGCUUAAAGUUCUUGAAGAUGAAGAGACUGAAGCUGUUUGUACCACCAAAUACCUGCAGGAAGAAAAAACCAAAGUCAAAGAGAAGCCUCAGCAUGACGCUGAAUGCUUGCGACUUAAACGGGAGCUAGACCUUUAUCAAGAAGAAGACAUGGAGAGCGCCUGCAGAGCGCUGCAGACGGAAGUGGAGUGCCUGGCGCAGAUUCACAAAGCUAUGAAAAGUAUUGUAAUAGCACUUAGUAAGUAUUUGAAGAAGUUUUCUGGCCCAGACCCAGGCUUUGACUUGGUCCACCCCAACAUCUACCCCAGCGAUGAGCUGCUGGAGAGCACGAAGGGGCCGCUUCCCCAGAUCCACAACUACAGGACCUCCAUGACCCAGGGCAACAACAGGUUUUUGAAGUCCAAGGACUCGCUGCUGCUGAUUGGCUGGUAUGGCGAUUGCAUGCUGGUAAUAACCUACAGCUGUGCUCUCUUGCCCUUAGUAUCCUACCGAGGGAACAUUAGAGAGUCUACCAGACAUGUGGAGCCCUUGCUGUAA